This is a messenger RNA of Drosophila takahashii, 3088 nucleotides long. RefSeq names its product Palmitoyltransferase app (gene app). Lineage: Eukaryota; Metazoa; Arthropoda; Insecta; Diptera; Drosophilidae. Gene Ontology annotation, cellular component: endoplasmic reticulum; Golgi apparatus. The record is from RefSeq and is a predicted model, not a curated record. Gene Ontology annotation, molecular function: protein-cysteine S-palmitoyltransferase activity. Gene Ontology annotation, biological process: protein targeting to membrane; peptidyl-L-cysteine S-palmitoylation.
AUCAGGAGCAGGAAUCAGGAAACGGAGCAGCAGCAGGAGCAAACCCAAACCCAAGCCAACCCAAUCCAAUCCCCAAAGACCGCGCCCCGAUGAAUCUGCUGUGCUGCUGUUGUUGCAGUAACAUGGCACCAAACCAGCGCGUCACACGCAAAUGGGAACUGUUUGCCGGACGCAAUAAAUUCUACUGCGAUGGAUUGCUAAUGUCCGCACCGCACACAGGCGUCUUCUACUUGACGUGCAUCCUGAUUACCGGCACCAGUGCGCUCUUCUUUGCCUUCGACUGUCCCUUUCUGGCGGACAGCAUAAAUCCGGCCAUUCCGAUUGUGGGAGCGGUCCUCUACUUCUUCACGAUGAGCUCCUUGCUGCGCACAACCUUCACGGAUCCGGGCGUCAUACCGCGAGCCUCCAACGAUGAGGCCGCCUAUAUCGAAAAGCAAAUUGAGGUGCCAAACUCGCUGAACAGCCCCACAUAUCGACCGCCGCCGAGGACCAAGGAGGUCCUGGUCAAGGGCCAGACGGUCAAGCUGAAAUACUGCUUCACCUGCAAGAUCUUCCGGCCACCGAGGGCCUCGCACUGCAGUUUGUGCGACAACUGCGUGGACCGCUUCGAUCACCACUGUCCCUGGGUGGGAAACUGCGUGGGCAAGCGGAAUUAUCGGUUCUUUUAUUUGUUUCUAGUCUCAUUGGCAUUUUUAGCUGUAUUUAUAUUCUCGUGCUCUGUGACGCAUUUAGUUUUAUUGAUGAAAAAGGAGCAUGAGGUCUUCAAUGUAAUCAAGAAGGCGCCCUUCACUGUGAUUGUUGUGUUCAUUUGCUUCUUUUCGAUAUGGUCGGUGAUCGGCCUGGCCGGCUUCCAUACCUAUCUGACGACCAGCGAUCAGACGACCAACGAGGAUCUCAAGGGAUCCUUCUCCUCCAAAGGCGGUCCGCGCACCCAAAAUCCCUAUUCGCGGGGGAACAUCUGCCUGAAUUGUUGCCACAUCCUGUGCGGACCCAUGACGCCCUCGCUGAUCGAUAGACGCGGCAUCGCCACCGACGAGUGGCAGCAGAUGCAGCACCAAUCGAGUCCGCGGCAUGCGCUGAGCGAUGUGCUGAGUGCCUCGCACAUGGUCACCACCUCGCAGCCCAUGAUGGGCGGUGGGAUCGGUGGUGCCGGCGGCGGGAUCAGCAUUGGUGGGGCGGAGCUGAAGCCCCGGUUCUACGACGAGUCCAAUCCCUCCUCCUCGACACUGGAGGGCAACGGCCAUGGGAAUGGGAACGGCCAUGGCAACGGCAACGGCUUCCACAGCGACCAUCCGCCGCCCAGCUACGACCUCGUUCAGAACGGUAAGUCCCGCAAGCAGCACCAGCAGCGCUGCUCCCUGCAAACCCUGCUGCCGGCCAGUGCCCAGCAGCAGUUCAAGGCCAGCAAGCAUAAGCAUAGCAAGCAAUUGAAGCAGCAUCUGGUGGCCGCCGAGCUGCAGCAACACGAGGGACUGGUGGCUCCCAAUUCUCCCUCCCUUCUGCGCUCGCCGGCCACGUCCUCCUCGUAUCGGCUGAACCUGAAGCGAUCGCUGCACCUGCCGCUGACACCGUCGUACGACGACGUCCGCCACUCGCCGCUGCCGCUGCUGCACCACCAUGUCCACGCCCAGCAGACCACCGCCAUUGGCAGCGUGGCGGCAGCGGCAGCGGCGGUGGCCUCCGGCGCCAGUGGUACUGGAACGGGCAGGGUUACAGGUGGCUCCUCCUCCUCCACCACCACCGCAGCCAAUUCGGUGUCCGUUUCCCUGGCCACUGCUCCACCGCCGCUGGCGCCGCGACGACCGUCGACGCUGCAGCUGCAGGCCAGCGGAGCGAUCUCCGCCAGCAACAGCACCCUGACCACCAUCCAUACGACGGCGCCACAGCCGCCGGCGCCCACGGACUUCAAGUACUAUUCGCCGCAACGCAGCACCGACUCCAAUCUGAUGCCGCAGCAUAAUUAUCCGUUUACGAAGCAGGCGCGCGGAAUGCGUCGCCAGUCGACGAUGUCGGUGGACUCGCAGAAGGUCAAUAUAGCCGGCUAUCAACCGCUGCCGAUGCGGAAACCCUACAAACACCAGGAGGUGAUGUUCGAACUGAAGUCGCCGACCAAUCGGCUGACCAUUCGCGAGUGCGACUUUGGCGGUGGCGGUGAACCCUGCGAUGACGAUCAGUCGAUCAAGGACAGCCAGAUCUUUCGUGUUAGUAAACGAAAUCUUUAUAUGAAUCACCGGUCGCCGUGGAAGGAGCGCGACCGCUACUCCAAUCUCUACGAGUACUCGUUUAACAUCGAUCUCAACUCGAUCAUCGAGGAUGCGGCGGGCAGCGACUCGUCAUAGUACGCAGCAGCAGUCGGCUGCUCCCCGGUUGUCCGCCUCCCAGUCAUCCUCCUCGAUCGGUUGUUGGGCGCUGUACAUAAUAAUAAGGCCGGGACCUGGCCAGCCCGAAUCCUACUGCUUCCACGCUUCUGCUAAGGCGGCCAAGUCAAGUCCAGUUUCCGGGAUAUUCUAUAUUCUAUCCUCUAACUGCGGACUCGUGAUUAUGAUUUAGUUAAGACCUCAGUUAGGAUUUAAAAUAAGGGCUUUAUCUAGGCUUUAAAUGCGGUUUUGAAUAGUUUGUACAUGCUUUAAUCAAGGCUGCAUACUGUUUUUUAACCGAACUCCUUUCAAACAGUUCGGGUUUAUCCAAAUUUGAACUGCACGAAUUUAAAAUUAAAUUGCUUUUAAAAUAUACAAGUAGAAUAUUCGGCAAAGCACACUUAUAUUUUCAUUUAUGACUUAAAAAUAAAUAUUAAAUAUUAUUAGAUUAAUUGUAAAUCACGAUUGAAUUCAACAGCUAACCCUCUUUUGUGUUGACCUUUUCUUUUUAUCCAAGCAAAUGCUUUCGCUUCGACUUGCAAAGUAAAUAUUUUGCUCAACUCGAUGUUCAAGCCAACGGACCGAAUAAAUUUAAAAGUUUGCAGCCUUGAUUCGAACUUUUGAGGGAAUCUAUCACAGUCUGAUUGUGGCACAUUUGUGAGACUCACUUGGCUUCCAUGAUGCGCAUAGUUGCUAGAGCAUUGUAGCUGCCACCCUUUGCAGCCUGAAAU